Molecule: messenger RNA, 1546 nt
Organism: Desarmillaria tabescens
Lineage: Eukaryota; Fungi; Basidiomycota; Agaricomycetes; Agaricales; Physalacriaceae
Product: 26S proteasome regulatory complex ATPase RPT4
Exons: 8
Coding region: 148-1395 (415 amino acids)
Biological process (GO): positive regulation of RNA polymerase II transcription preinitiation complex assembly
Cellular component (GO): proteasome regulatory particle, base subcomplex; cytosolic proteasome complex
Molecular function (GO): ATP binding; proteasome-activating activity; ATP hydrolysis activity
Source: RefSeq, a predicted model, not a curated record
AUCUUGCAUACUUUUGCUCCAGUUUACCUAAAUGCCAUUUCAGUGCGGAAGUGGUAGAAAAGACAAUCGGAGCACCGGCCCGUCGAUCCGUGACAUCGCGGUCGACCGACGCGUCAUCAACUUUCUUGGUAAGUUCCAUCGACAACAAUGGAGGCACCCUCGACGUCUUCUGGCAGCAUGGACCAGCGGCGGAAGGAUGCAUUGCAGAGCUAUCGUGAGAAAAUGCGACACCACGAAUCGAGUAGCGAGAAUCUGAAAACUCUCCGUUUUUCGCUCAAGGACUUGGAGAAGGAAUACGAGAAGACUGAGGACGACAUCAAAGCCGUACAAUCUGUAGGGCAAAUAAUUGGCGAGGUCAUGAAGCAAUUGGAUGAUGACCGGUUCAUAGUGAAGGCCUCAUCAGGUCCUCGUUACGUCGUUUCGUACCGCCCAGCCUUACCCGCCGCCAAACUCAAAAACGGCACCCGUGUAUCUCUUGACAUGACAACUCUGACUAUAAUGCGUAUCCUACCCCGUGAAGUCGAUCCUCUUGUGUACAAGAUGAGUCUGGAGGACCCUGGUGGAGCCUCGUUUGCCGGCAUCGGUGGCUUGGGGGAACAGGUCCGUGAAUUGCGUGAGAUAAUCGAGCUUCCCCUUCUGAAUCCCGAACUCUUCCAACGUGUCGGAAUCAAACCCCCGAAAGGUGUCCUACUCUAUGGUCCUCCCGGGACUGGCAAGACUCUUCUGGCACGUGCCGUCGCAGCUACCCUACAAACGAACUUCCUCAAAGUCGUCUCAUCUGCUAUAGUAGACAAGUACAUCGGUGAGAGUGCCCGAGUUGUACGAGAAAUGUUUGGGUAUGCACGAGACCACGAGCCUUGCGUUAUUUUCAUGGACGAGAUCGAUGCUAUCGGUGGAAGACGGUUCUCCGAAGGUACAAGUGCAGACAGGGAGAUUCAGAGGACUCUUAUGGAACUGCUAAAUCAAAUGGAUGGCUUCGAUUCCUUAGGACAGACGAAGCUCAUCAUGGCUACGAAUCGACCGGAUACAUUGGAUCCUGCCCUCCUUCGUCCAGGUCGUUUAGAUAGGAAGAUUGAAGUGCCGUUACCCAAUGAGCAGGCAAGACUUGAAAUUCUCAAAAUCCAUGCCGCCCCCGUAAACAAGGGCGGUGAGAUCGACUACGAGGCUAUCGUCAAGGUACGUUCGGGUGCCACACUGAGGUCUGCUAUUAAUACCAACCUUAACCAGCUGACGGAUGGAUUCAAUGGUGCAGAUUUGCGCAAUGUUGUUACGGAGGCGGGGAUGUUUGCCAUAAGGGAUGACAGAGAAUUCGUGAAUCAAGAGGACUUGACGAAAGCAGCAAGGAAAGUAAGCGACGCGAAGAAGCACGAAACCAAAUUGGAGUAUUCUGCGUAGAUUCUUCCUAUCGUCUGUCCCAUGUUCCUCGCAUCCAUCAGUACAUUAUUUUGCGAGUGUGACUACAUGUAACGUCGACCUUUUUACCCACUUGAUGGCUAUACAUUAUGAUUGACGCAAGCCGGGAACAUGGUCGACUCCAUUCCCUCCA